AUGGCUGAUUGUAUUGGCAUCUGGACCAUGAACUACUCCAGGCCAGGGAAUGAGACAUCUACAAAAUUCCGGCAGGUACAACUUUUGAAGAUCCUCAAGUCAAUAAUUACAUGUGGUCGACAAUCAUACGGCAUGCUGAAGUUGACCCUGGCUCUCUGGAAGACAACAGACUCCUGGCACAGCACAUUGCAGGAUCAUAUGAGCUGUAUUGCCGAUCAUGGGUAG
Messenger RNA from Penicillium taxi, 225 nucleotides. RefSeq lists its product as uncharacterized. The transcript has 2 exons. NCBI's taxonomy places the organism in Eukaryota, Fungi, Ascomycota, Eurotiomycetes, Eurotiales, Aspergillaceae. The record is from RefSeq and is a predicted model, not a curated record. The coding region runs from base 1 to 225 and encodes 74 amino acids.